This is a messenger RNA of Alternaria arbusti, 828 nucleotides long. RefSeq lists its product as uncharacterized. NCBI's taxonomy places the organism in Eukaryota, Fungi, Ascomycota, Dothideomycetes, Pleosporales, Pleosporaceae. The transcript is spliced from 2 exons. The record is from RefSeq and is a predicted model, not a curated record. The coding region runs from base 1 to 828 and encodes 275 amino acids.
AUGGACAGCGACGCUUGGCUAGUACAUGAUCUCGACGAUACACCGAUUGACCCAACGUUACAAAGUGUCACAGUUCAGUACCUGGACCCCUUCGACUUUGCACUCGCUGGGGAAGCCACACUCGAAGACGAUUCGAUGAAUCUACCGACCGAACACUUCCUCCUUCCGACGAUGGAUCUUUCCACGGGCCAGUCCAUUCCAACACUCACGGAAGACGAACGACCUACAAUCGAUUCUACCGAGCCACUCCACGGACGUGGUUGCUUUUCACUCAUGCGCCAAGAGACAAUGCAGGAGUUGUCAGACCUGAAUAUGCAGCUGUCCCGACAAUUGGGGGCCGCAACCUCUACAGGGGCCGGGUCAAGGAACAUCCACUCGGGUUUGGGUCUGACAGCUUUGGCUACACCACCAGAGGAGAACCGUACUCUCUGCGAUACUGUCAUCUCUAUGACGCAAAGCCUUCAAACCUACCACAGGCUGCUCGUCGACAUCGUCGGACCCAAUCACUCGGCUAUCUACGACUCACACGACAAUCGCAAGUCUAGCACUGUAGCCAGUAGUUGGCUGAGUCCAAUCGAAGGAUUGGACGUUGAUGAGUCAAGAAGCUACAUAAUUGGCCGUUUACUGGGCUACCCGAAUGAUCGCGAGGCCGGCUCAGAUGGCGAUGGAUGCGAGAGCGAUACUCGCGACAGUGUUAUCCCCCGGCACCUCCUCGAGCUGAUGCUGAAAAGUGAAGGAUGCGGAAAUGGCUCGGCAGAUAGAGCAGGGACCAAGGCGCUGAAGGAGGAGAUUCGCAGACUACAUGAGCUUGUGUACAAGCCAGUGUAA